This is a messenger RNA of Cladophialophora psammophila CBS 110553, 1449 nucleotides long. RefSeq lists its product as uncharacterized. The record is from RefSeq and is a predicted model, not a curated record. NCBI's taxonomy places the organism in Eukaryota, Fungi, Ascomycota, Eurotiomycetes, Chaetothyriales, Herpotrichiellaceae. Bases 1 to 1449 code for a protein of 482 amino acids. The transcript has a single exon.
AUGAGAAAACUCGCAGCCUCGCUAGGUCAAACCUUUCUCCUUCUGACCCUCUUAGCUCUCCUUAUCCUCCAACAGCUCCAGAAACAGCCUCUGAUCGACAAGCUGCAGGACGGACUGCGUCUUGCCACCAAUGGACUCAACCAAACACGUACUGCAUUCGGUAUCUUGAAUGAACCGAAUCUACUCCCACCCUCGUCGGUCUCAUUGAUUUCUGUGCUUCCAUCUAUCACCCCAGCACCGAUCCAGUCUGAAACCCAACAUCUUCGUCAACUUACUCCUACCCUUUCUCGUGCUGCCGUUGUGGUACAAGCACCCCAGGUGCUGCAGAUCGAUUGUGAAGGUAGGGUAACAGAUCAUGAUUCAUUCACCAAAGCUGGAGAAUAUGUCCACUCGGUCAUGAACGGGAGUGAUGGGUAUCUGCCGCGGCUGGAGUGCCCUCCAUUGAACGCCAGCAGGUACCUCAGUCUGAGCGAUCGAACUGCGUCCGGUCAGAAGCCAAGAUUCUUCUUUGCGAUGAACCUCCAUCAGUCAGCGCACAUCAUUCCACAGCUGCUCGGGGCCACUAUCGAGGUCAUCCGGUUCCUGGGUCCCGAAGUCUGCGUGGUUUCUGUGGUGGAGGGCAGAUCAACAGAUGGGACUUUCGAGAUCUUGAAGAGCUUGGCAAAGCAGAUGGAAUAUCUUGGAGUGUCUUACUUCCUGUCUUGCAGCGAGCUGCAGCCUGGUGGAGAAGGCAUGGAACGUAUCUCUACCCUGGCUGAACUCCGAAACAGAGCUCUCUGGCCGUUGACUCAGCAUGCACACCUGUAUGACCCAUCAAGCACGAUUAUUUUCUUGAACGACAUUGCACCAUGUGCCGAAGACCUCUUGGAACUAAUUCAUCAGCGAAUGGUGCUGAAAGCGGACAUGACUUGCGGGAUGGAUUGGUAUAACUUGGACGACGGCGGCACCUUCUACGACUCAUGGAUCGGGAGACAGAUGAACGGUGAGACUUUCUUUGAGGUACCCCAAAGCACGAGCUGGGACUACUCCAAGAACCUGUUCUGGAACCAUGAAACUAGCAAGUCACGAUAUUCGCUGGGGCGGCCCGUGCAAGUCUUCUCCUGUUGGAACGGUGCUGUGGCUUUCACCGCCGAACCUUUCUUGGAAGGGAAGAUCCGGUUCAGGACUGAAGCAGAGGAAGAGUGUCACCUUGGAGAACCGGUUCACCUGGCCAAGGAUCUAUGGAAACUCGGCCAUGGCAAAAUCGCUGUCAUUCCGAGUGUCAACGUUGGAUAUUCGGUACACGACUCGGGAAAAGCCAAAGAAGCGCACGGAUCGGUGUCAUCUGUGGCAGCGAACGAAUCUAUUGAACUGAGCAAAAUUGAUUGGCAACGGAAGCCACCAGGUCAGAUCAAAUGCUUGGGGACCUGGGAUCAUCCAUCGUGGGAGCCUUUCGAGCUCCGUGAAUGA